Messenger RNA from Macrosteles quadrilineatus (aster leafhopper), 3018 nucleotides. RefSeq names its product vesicle-trafficking protein SEC22a-like. Gene Ontology annotation, cellular component: endoplasmic reticulum membrane; SNARE complex; Golgi membrane. Bases 185 to 1102 code for a protein of 305 amino acids. The record is from RefSeq and is a predicted model, not a curated record. NCBI's taxonomy places the organism in Eukaryota, Metazoa, Arthropoda, Insecta, Hemiptera, Cicadellidae. The transcript is spliced from 6 exons. Gene Ontology annotation, molecular function: SNAP receptor activity. Gene Ontology annotation, biological process: vesicle fusion with Golgi apparatus; retrograde vesicle-mediated transport, Golgi to endoplasmic reticulum; endoplasmic reticulum to Golgi vesicle-mediated transport.
UUGGUUUCAGGCCACGUUACGUUAGAAGUUGUUUGUUUACGUUUUAUUUAUCAAAACAGAUUUGAACUGAUUAAAUAAUUACUACUGUACUGUACUUCGAGAUGUUGAGGAAACUCCGUUCGUCCAUUUAAUCUCUAGUGUUUCGUAGCUUCCUUCUUUUAAUCUACAGAUAUAUUUAGUAAACAUGAUUAUUUAUGCUUUAAUAGUCAGGACGAAAGAUGGAAUGGCUCUCUCUGCAACCACUGAUUUUAAUGAUGAAGUCAACAAAUCGAUCAAAGAAAGUAAAAGAUACGUAAAAUUACUAGCGAAAAAGGCAUCAACACUUCCCGACAGAUGCACUUUAUAUUUAAGCCUUCAUUCUGUGCACUUCAUAUCAGCUCUAGGUGUAACAUACCUUGCGCUAUGUGAUUCAUCCUACCCGACUGUUCUGGCCUUCAGUUUUCUCAGCGAGCUGAUGAGAGAUUUCAUCACUAAAUAUGAGACUGUACGCAUCAACAUGGCUCGCAGGCCCUACUCAUUUAUAGAAUUUGACAACUUCAUACACAAGACAAGGCAGAGGUACAACAAGCCGCAGAGUCUGACAACGAGAGUAAACUUGGCUGAACUUAGCGAAGAAAUGAAACUGAGGGCUCCACACUUGCUCAACAUUGCGGACAUUGAACCUGUAAAAAAUGGCUACCGCAGCUACAACAUUCCACAGCCAGCCGUGGGUCCACCGCCGCGGCUAGAGCCUUUAUCUUGGUUUGCUACGUUUGUAGUCUCCCAAGCCUGCAUACUCUCAGCAUUAGGGAUCUAUAGAAGUUUGAAGGCUCUUUCGGAAUCUUCAUUAGAGGAAUAUGAUGGACCAAGCCCCUUUCACGGAUUCAUUUUCCUCCUAGAAAGCUGUUUGAGAAUAUUUCAGGUAUUCCUAAUCCUACAACAGUCGAGGUAUCGCCUGCCGCUGAGCUGGACCAGUCUGGCACUGCUGGCUGUUUGUGCGUGGCUUGUGUGGGAGCUGCGAGAUGAGUGGCAAUGUUCUGUGUUUCUAGCCAGCGCGGUGUUGUGUCACGUCGCUGUCUCCCGGCGAAGAAUACGCAUCAAACUACCCGACUACAACGUCUGACAAAACCUCUUCCUCUAGAUACAAGAAAAUCACACUGCAGAAAAUUGGGAUUCAGAACAGGACAAAAUAUUUUAAGGUGUUAAAAAAUCUGUGGUUUGUAUUCAAACUAUAGGCUACUUGACCAAUCAUUAUAUAAUUUCAUAUUGGUUCAGAUGUAAAAAAAAUCUCCAAAAACCUAACCUCUGACAUGCUGUGAUAGUUAUUUGAAGAGGAAAUAUUAUUUUCCUACAGUCACCCGACAAAGUUGGCUUCCUUGUACUGUUUAUAGUACAGAAAGCUGCUAAUUGCUGCAUACUUAUACUUUGUCGUACGGUUUAUACUUUGGCGCACAUCAGGAUUCCAACAAAACAACACAAAACAGCGUGGUUCUAUUAUGCACAUAAUCCUUGUACGAUUGGAAAUAGGUUGGCAACACUUAAAGAUAAUAAUACUAUGAGCAGCUGAUUUGACUUUUAUAACUACGAUUUAACCUGUCAUUUCGUGUUGAUAGUUUAUGUUCUCUUUUCGGUAUUUCUGAACUUUCUAGACUUUUCUUUUAAACGUUUUUAAAACAUUCCUACGAUCUUAAUAAACAAGAAAAUACCUUUAAAGCAUUUUUUAGACGUGGAAACCACUGCAAAUUCCAAAAAUAUACGGAACUAUUUUCUCAAGUCGCGGAGCACAUUGCUUGCCGAGGAAAAAAUUGCGGAGUGAUACGUACCGGGGACUACUUUCUCUAGGCCACCUAUUUGUAAUGCCAGCUGAACCUAAAAACGUGUUGUAUAGAGUUUUCUCAAAAGACUAAUUAUUUAUAUGCUCUAUAGUGACUGUAGGAAAAAUAUAAUGUGUAACACGAGUGCAAAAGGCCUUUGCUGCACUCAAGAUCAUUCCGUCUCUCGCCUGCGGCUCGUGCGUAAACGUAGCUCUCGUGUGCAGCAAAGUGCCACUUUGCUCACUAGUUUCACAAAUAACUAUUUCAUCCAUUGUGAUUACAAGUGGACUUAAAUUUCUAGAACUGCUUACAUUUCAAAAGUAAAUGUAAUCUUGUUUAAGGUUAUGUUUUUCAAAUGUGGGCUAUAAAUGGUGAACAUUGUUUGCCUGGAGUUAAGUUUGUUAACCCAUCGCAGUAUUUAUUUCUGACUCAUUUGUAGUUUCUCUCCGUUUUCGUAUGAUGUAUGGUAACGUUUAGAAGUGCUGCACUUCGGCUGUGUUUAGGCAACUAUUAUUUAGGGUAUAGUACCAGUUAUCAACCACAUGAAAUUAAAAAUAUAAUAGCCAUAAGACUUACAAUUUCCCAUGGAGGGCUUGCUUAAAGCAAUGUUAUAUCCACCGGUCUCCAUAUUUUGUUUUGCGCAUUUCAACAUUUAAUGUUGUUAAAAAUACCCUUCGACGAUAAUUUGUACAAAGAAUUCAUAAAUUGAUCGGCAAUUUGAAGAUUUUAACCUUGUAAAUAGUUAGUUUUGAAAGUGCCUUUUAAAACAUUAGAUUUUUCUAUAAAAGAAAAAAAAAUAGGAAGCAUUUAUUUUUUAAGUCAUUCAUCAUAUUUGGUUAUCUAAGGAUGCUUUUUGACAACAGAUAAAACAGUAACAAGAACAGAGGUUGUGUUGAUCCUUUACAUUAUCAUAAUAAACCCUUUUUACACACACUAAAAUAUAUAAAUGUAUGAACUGUAUAUUAACUCAGGAUCAAUUAGUUCUGGGGCAUAUGUAAUUUUGAGUUGAGGGAUUUUGAAAUAAGCAAUUUUAUGAUUGAUGGCGAUAGAUAGGACAGAAUCAUGUAGAAUCGUGUAAUACCGGGUGUUUUGUCUGAAUGUGUGGCCGAGCUUGAGCUAACGUAUGACAUUAUUCUUCCAAAAUGGCUGCUUACGGCGACAUUGAUGCCUUUCCUGCGCUGCAACUUUUUACGGUCGAUUUUAUGAAAAUUUUUAAAGUUAAAGG